AUGAAUGCAGGUCGCUCGUUACAGCGACUCUGUCGUUUCGUUCAUCAGCCUCCCCUCGCGCGGAGCUUCUCUAGCUCCAUCCCCACGCUGUCGACAGCGCGUCCUCCGCGGGGCUGGACACCAACACCCUUCAUAACAGAGACAGUGGGAGGUGGCUGGCACACCUACGACAUCUUCUCCAGACUCCUCAAGGAACGAAUCAUCUGCCUAAAUGGCGAAGUUGACGAAACCAUGUCCGCCUCCAUCGUUGCGCAACUCCUCUUCCUCGAAGCCGAUAACCCCCAGAAACCCAUCCACUUAUACAUCAACUCCCCCGGAGGAUCCGUCACAGCCGGCCUCGCAAUCUACGACACAAUGACCUACAUCGCCUCCCCUGUAAGCACCAUCUGCGUCGGCCAAGCAGCCUCCAUGGGCUCCCUACUGCUCUGCGGCGGCCACCCAGGCCAACGCUACUGUCUCCCGCAUUCAUCGAUCAUGAUCCACCAGCCGUCUGGCGGGUACUUCGGGCAGGCCACGGACAUCGCGAUUCAUGCGAAGGAGAUCCUGCGGGUCCGGCACCAGCUUAACCAGAUAUAUCAGCGGCAUUUGACAGGGAAGAAGCAGCUGUCGCUCGAUGAGAUCGAGAAGCUCAUGGAGCGGGAUUACUUCAUGGGUGCGAAGGAGGCGCUGGAGCUGGGUAUUGUGGAUGAGAUUCUUGAUCGACGAGUCCAGAAUCCUUCUGCUGGCGGAGGUGAAGGCGAGGCGAAGUCGGAGUAG
Molecule: messenger RNA, 756 nt
Organism: Aspergillus ochraceoroseus IBT 24754
Lineage: Eukaryota; Fungi; Ascomycota; Eurotiomycetes; Eurotiales; Aspergillaceae
Product: ATP-dependent Clp protease proteolytic subunit
Exons: 5
Coding region: 1-756 (251 amino acids)
Biological process (GO): protein quality control for misfolded or incompletely synthesized proteins
Cellular component (GO): endopeptidase Clp complex
Molecular function (GO): ATPase binding; serine-type endopeptidase activity; ATP-dependent peptidase activity
Source: RefSeq, a predicted model, not a curated record